AUGGAGGCUCAUAAGGUUUGGAGGAUGGACAGGUUUUAUUCCGGCUUUGCUCCCCCUCUACAGGACAGAGACCUUUGUGCCACCAUUUUCCUGGAAUCAAGGUCCUCCAUGGAAAAGACACAAAAUUUCCAUAUAAACUCAAACACACCCCAGAAGGAGUUUCCCAGUAAAGAUGAGGAGAAAAACAACCAUAUAUCCAUUUGGAAGGCUUUGCUGCCAGUGGCAGUUCUCAUGUUGGUCACUGGGUUGUAUGCAUAUUCCAAAGGACCUGUGGUGAACCAUGCUGAGCUGAGGCUGAUGCUGGUGGGUAAGACUGGAGCUGGGAAGAGUGCGUCAGGAAACACCAUCCUGGGUGAAGAAGCUUUCAGAGUCAAGGUCACUCCAGCAUCUGUGACUGAACACUGUGAGAGAAGGAACAAAGCUGUGGAUGGACGGAACAUCACUGUGAUUGACACUCCUGGGGUGAUGGACACAUGGCUAAUAUCAGAACAAACAGCCCACAGUGCACCUGAAUGUAUCUACCAUCCUACUCAUCGUCCUCAUGUGUUCCUGCUGGUGAUCAAAGUGAGGAGAUUCACAGAGGAGGAGAGGAACGCUGUGAAGUGGAUUCAGGAGAACUUUGGAGAAGAAGCCGUGAAGUUCACCAUAAUACUCUUCACUGGUGGAGAUCUGUUAGAGAAAAAACCCAUUGAGAAAUUUAUCAGUAACAGUAAUGAGCUUCAGGAUCUGGUAGACACCUUUGAAGGUAGAAUUCACGUCUUCAACAACUAUCAGAAAAAUGAUCGGAUUCAAGUCAAAAAGUUGCUUGAAAAGAUAGAUUUGAUAUUAUUUGGGUCUUUGGGCUACAUUCAUACACAAGAACAUAUCUACCUGGUGAAGAUGGAGACCCUGGGCAAAUCUGUAUAA
Colossoma macropomum (tambaqui) is the source of this 906-nucleotide messenger RNA. RefSeq names its product GTPase IMAP family member 9-like. Bases 1 to 906 code for a protein of 301 amino acids. The transcript is spliced from 6 exons. Gene Ontology annotation, molecular function: GTP binding. The record is from RefSeq and is a predicted model, not a curated record. Lineage: Eukaryota; Metazoa; Chordata; Actinopteri; Characiformes; Serrasalmidae.